CAGAUAAAGUCAACGAGUCAUAAUAUUAUGACAAUUUACUCAACAUUCCAAGCUAGAGUCCAAAGUUAAAAUAUUCCAAAAAUAAUGCGUAGGCAAGUAGCCCACAACGGUGUGUUCAUAGAGUGGAAAGCAUAAAAAAUUAAAUUAUUUGAAAGAUGUAAAAAUAAAGUCCACUAGUAUAAGAACUACCAAAAAACCCCAGAAAGUUGCAUGUGUAGAUGUCAAUUAUGCAGACAAGAAAAAAGAUUAUAGUUGGAGCAUGUAUAGGACUGUUGUUGAUAAUUUUAGGAGUUGUACUUAUUCCAGUAGUUGACUCAAUUGUUAAAUCUAAAGUUACAGAGGAAGUAACUUUAGAAGAAGAUGGUUAUUUAUACGGUAUAUGGAAAGAUCCACCAAUGCCAAUUUAUUUAGAUAUUUAUAUGUUUAACUUAUCCAAUCCAUUAGAAGUUAAAAAUGGAGCCAAACCUGCUGUAAUUGAAGUCGGACCUUAUACUUACAGGGAAAGAAGAAUAAAAUUUAAUAUUACCUUCAAUGACAAUGGUACAAUAUCAUAUCGCCAAAAACGUAUUUUUACAUUCCAACGAAAUAGGUCUGUAGGAGAUGAGCUGGAUAUGUUUACAACUGUUAAUCCACCAUUACUGACUUUAAUUGAAGGAUUAAGCAAUGAAAGUGCUGAAUUUCGGAAAAUUUUAACUGAUAUAAUUGGUUUGAUGGAAGGUGUAUUUAUAACCAGAAGUCUGAAAGAUAUUGUCUGGGGUUAUGUAGACCCAACAUUACAUUUAGCUCAUGAAAUAUUUCCAAAAUGGUUUUAUACAGAUUUUAUAGGAUAUUUUAUGAAUAAGAAUAAUACAGAUGAUGGAGUGUAUACAAUACAUUCUGGUAAAAAUGAUAUAAAUAAACUGGGAGAGAUAGAUAAAUAUAAUGGUACAAGAAGUUUAAACUAUUGGACAUCACCCUGGGCCAAUCAAAUCAAUGGGUCAGAUGGUACAAUUAAUCCUCCAUUUUUAGAAGAUACAGAAAUACUGAGAUUUUUUUCAAUGGAUAUUUGUAGAUCAGGGUUUGGUAAAUAUACAUCAGAUGUAGAAAUAAAACGUCAGCUACAUCUUCAUCGUUAUACAGCUACAGCACAAGAAUUAGCUAAUAAAACACUCAAUCCAGAUAAUGCUGGUUUCUGUACAAAAAGGUCUGGAUGUCUAGGAUCAGGAUUACUGGAUGUCAGUGUCUGUACACAUGUGGACGGUUUUCCAGUACCAUCAGUUAUUUCUUUCCCUCAUUUUUACCUGGCAGAUCAAAAAUUUAUUGAUGGUGUUAAUGGUGUUGAACCAAUUCCUUUAAAACAUGAAACAGCUAUUGACGUAGAACCAAUAACAGGAUUAGUUUUACAAGCAGCUAAAAGAUUACAGAUUAACAUGCACAUAACAACUGUACCGGAUGUCAAGAUGACACAUGGAAUAAAGCCAACAUUUUUACCUGUAUUCUGGAUUAAUGAGAGAACUAUAGUAGAUGAUAGUAAUGCUGAUAAACUAAAUACUAUGUUAUUUACCCCAAUGAUGGUGGCUCAUACUAUUGAAAUAGUUCUGAUUGCUAUUGGAGCUUUUGUCUUCCUUCUCUCACUCUUUCUCGGAUGUAAAUUACAACAUACUAAGAACUUCCAGUCAUCUGUAGAUGAGAAGACACCUUUAAUGAAUGAUAAAUCUUUCACAACAAAUUAAAAUUUGAUCAGUGGCAUGAGAAAUCUGAGAAAGGAAGACAUCUUAAAUGUUUCAGAACAGAUGAAAUAAAUAAAUUAAAUAGGAUGGCUCGUACAACACAGUUAACAACAAUAAUUUCAAAUUUUAAAAAAAAACAUCAUGUAAUUUUACUCUUUAAAAUGGAUAUCUGCACACCACUGUUUUUGAUAUAUCAGUGUAUUAAUUGUUUGUAAUUCAGAUGGUUUUGGGGGCCAUGGAAUAUUAAAUUCCCCCAAUGACCACUAGCAAAUUAAUUUUCUUUCAGAAAAUGAGUUUAGAGCUUUAGCUCCUUUAAAGUUCAAGAUAAAGUUGACUCAUCACUAAUUUGUCAACAUUGACAUUAUAUAACCCAAACUAUCACUUUGUGUAAAUAUGUAUAUAGAUAUUGUUAUGAUUACUUGGGCUUUCUUGCCUGUUAUUAAUUAUUAAUGGCAUUACCAAUAUGUUUUAAAAGGGGGGGGGGGUGUUUCAUAUACACCUGUUGGCAUGUUAUAUAUAUAUGCUGCAUGUCAUGUUUAAUUCCUGUUGAGUGACCAUAUUGAAUGACUUGUUAUUGUAUAUGCUAAACAGGGAUAUGGCUGAAUGCAUGUUAUUCAUCGUUAAGUAUUGAUCCAAAUUGAUUGGUAAAUUUUGUUACGUUGUUGUUUUUAAUUCUCUGCCGUUAAAUAGGCAAUUAUUACGUUUGACCCUGUUCAUCCGUCUGUCGUCCUCAGGGGUGGACUGAGGAGGAACCUGUGAGUGUGGUAGGCUGUUUGGGGGCCCAUUUUAGUCACCAGGCCAGGCCUGUCCCUGACAAACACUCUAGUGACAAUAGUAAUACACUGUUUACAUUAGUGACACAUUUCAGCAAUUUCUGCUAACUUCCAAAGUCAUUGUCCUUGCUUUUUUCACAUUGAUGAAUGUCAGCAAUUUCCAAUAAUUGCUUCUCUAAUCAGGUUAUCAUUCACUCUGUUUGAAAUUUAUAUGCAUUGUUCAUAUUAAAGAUAUAUUAUGGGAGAUUCGAUAACGAGUUGGCAGUUCUCACUAUAAUAGUUAAAAACUAGAUAACGUAAAGGCAAUUUGCUGAAAAUUUCAUUCAAAUUGGUCCACUAUGAACCGAAAACUAAGCGAAGGAAAUUUCUGCCUAGCCUCGGUCAACAUUACUAAAGUCAGUACGAUAAACAGCAUAGUCUCGAUUAUCUAUUUAAUCGUUUAAUCGAGAAGGAAAGUUAUGCAGUAAAUCGGUUCACAAUCCACUUAAGAUCGCAGACUAGCGAGUCCAUCUAGAGUUGAUUAUGGUCUGGAUAAGUUAAUUAAUGUCUAAUUAAUAAUUUAGAUAACAUUUCAGGCCUAAAGAAAUACCUGCAAUAGGCAGACUUAGCUCUUGCAUAAUGUAUGUUUAAGGAUUCUCAGAAUGCAUUAUCAUUGUUUCUACUUGAAAUUUAUGCUCUUUGUUUCAGUUUAUGCAACAAAUAAGCUUAUCAAGUUCAAGCAAUUUCUGAUAAUUAAUUCUGGACUAUUUUGUAGAAUCCUGUCAGUGAUAUUUGGUAUAAAGUUUUUACUUUUCAUUCAUCAAUUAGCUACUUUGUAGGAUCCUAUCAGAGUUCUAAACAAAGUGAUUUAUAUUGGGUAUAAAGAUUUUUCCUUUUUAUACAUUUAAAUGUGGUCAUAUAUUGUCGUCGCCCCCGUCCGUCGGCCGUUGGUCCGGCGUCCACAAUUGCUUGUGGACGCUCUAGAGGCUAAAGUUAAUAUCCGAUUGACUUUAAAUUUAUACACAGUGUUUAAGAUCAUGAGACGAAGAAGCCUAUUGAUUUUCAGCGAUUUCCGAUAAUUACUGCCAGAGUUAUGGCCCUUGAUCACUUCAAAAAAUCUUGUGGACGCUCUAGAGGCCAAAGUUAAUAUCCGAUUGAUCUUAAAUUUAUACACAGUGUUUAAGGUCAUGAGACGAAAAAGCCUAUUGAUUUUCAGCGAUUUCCGAUAAUUACUACCAGAGUUAUGGCCCAUGAUCACUUCAAAAAAUCUUGUAGACACUCUAGAGGCCAAAGUUAAUAUCCGAUUGACUUUAAAUUCAUACACAGUGUUUAAGGUCAUGAAACGAAGAAGCCUGGUGACUUUUAGCAAUUUCCGAUAAUUACUGCCAGAGUUAUGGCCCUUGAUCACUUUGAAAAAUCUUGUGGACGCUCUAGAGGCCAAAGUUAAUAUCCGAUUGACCUUAAAUUUAUACACAGUGUUUAGGAUCAUGAGACGAAGAAUCCUAUUGAUUUUCAACGAUUUCCGAUAAUUACUGCCAAAGUUAUGGCCCUUGAUCACUUUGCAAAAUCUUGUGACGCUCUAAAGGCUAAAGUUAUCAUCCGAUUGACUUCGGAUUGAUACACAGAGUUUAAGAUCUUGAGAGGAACAAGUAUAUUGAUUUUCAAUGAAUUUUUAUGACUUGGAACAGCUAAAUCCAUGAUAUUAAAAGUUUUGUACACAAAACGUUAGCAUGGGGUAGAAGUUUAUAAAAACCAAACAAAUUCUAAUGGUUUUCUCAGUUGUUGCUCUUAAUCAGAUUUUAGUGUAUUAUAAAUGUUUCAUUACCGAAAAAGGUAAAAAUAUGCGACAACUCUUGUUAACUGCCCGGACGAUUUAGCUGCUGUGGGCGUAUGUUUCGUUGCCUGGCAGCCUAUCUUUAUUCUCGUAAAGAAUAACACAACUCCAACCUUUAUGGACCUCUAGACGACCUAGCUGCACUGGACGUAUGUUUUGUUGCCUGGCAAACUGUCUUUGUUUCUUGUUAUGUUGAAGAUGGUAAUAUAAUGUAUAUAAGUCUAUUGCAAUUCCUAGUUAUUGAUAAUCCUGGGUUUAUUUUAUAUACUAUGCAUGAUUUUUAUUUAGUAUUUUAUUUUUAAUACACUCUCGGUUUUAAUGCAAUCUGAUUAAAAUACAGAUCUAUAUUUCGUUUCUUUUUUUUUUAUACUUUCGAUUGCCUCUAGUGUAGUAAAGAAAAGAAAAAUGAAAUUUUGAACUAUAAAAAACGAACGAAAUAGGAUCUGUGUUUUAAUCAGAUUGUUUUUAAUGUAGACAUGUAGGCCUAUACUGUCGUCAUGUGCACAUCCGUCCUCAAUGCAGCUCAAACCGUCUUGAUAUACCAUAACAUUAUUUUGGUAUGAGUAGGCUAUCAUAGUCAGACACACGUCAACAAAGUCAAAAAUUAGUGUCCAAUAACAAUAUGAUAUUUAGACAAAGUACUGCCUUAUAAUUAUUUUAAAUAAUGUCCCUAUAUAGUUGAAUAUUUUAUUUGUUUUUGAUGAAUUAGGCGUUUCUAUAAACAUCCCCAAAGGCACAUAUAAAAUGUAUGUUAAAAGAAUUGAUGUAUAAUAUAUUUUGACAAAACAGGCAUGGGUGUUCUAUGGACCGGGAACCGAGUGUGCCGUCAUCGCAGCAAUCUUGGAAUAUCAAAAUUCAAAUCAAAAUUCGAAGUCCGUCGAUUGAUGCGCAAUUGUCCAAGGAACGAGCAUGUCAAGUUUCACGUCGAUGGUAUAUAAAUUGACGGAACCUUGGGCCUUUUUCAAAGAGCAAUAAGAAUAUGAGUAGUGCUUUCCUGGUCCAACAAUUAACUGGGGAUGUUAUGUGAUAGAUAGCAGAAUAAUUUUUUUGUCUUUUUUAUGGAUGAGAUGUUGCACACAUGGACGACUUGUUUCCUAGUGGGUGUAAUGGUCGCAUGACUAACCGCAUUUGUUUUAAACUAUAAUAUGUAUAUUUUUUUAAUAAACAGAUUAAGUGCGAAAAUGA
Patella vulgata (common limpet) is the source of this 5480-nucleotide messenger RNA. RefSeq names its product lysosome membrane protein 2. Gene Ontology annotation, molecular function: scavenger receptor activity. The record is from RefSeq and is a predicted model, not a curated record. Gene Ontology annotation, cellular component: membrane; cytoplasm. The transcript has 14 exons. Bases 219 to 1712 code for a protein of 497 amino acids. Lineage: Eukaryota; Metazoa; Mollusca; Gastropoda; Patellidae.